Molecule: messenger RNA, 1767 nt
Organism: Stegastes partitus (bicolor damselfish)
Lineage: Eukaryota; Metazoa; Chordata; Actinopteri; Pomacentridae
Gene: agk
Product: acylglycerol kinase
Exons: 14
Coding region: 142-1413 (423 amino acids)
Biological process (GO): phosphorylation; sphingosine biosynthetic process; ceramide biosynthetic process
Cellular component (GO): membrane; mitochondrion; cytoplasm
Molecular function (GO): acylglycerol kinase activity; ATP-dependent diacylglycerol kinase activity; ceramide kinase activity
Source: RefSeq, a predicted model, not a curated record
AACAUAUCCAUGCUAGUUGGGAAUCUGUGACCGCUGCGCUGCAAAUUUGUCAUUCAACGCUUUAAAUCGUGUGUGUCGCUGUAGAUGUAGCUCAGCAUUAAAGUGGAGGGUUUGGGCGAUAUCUGAUCCUGAACCAGAACCAUGGCUCGGGUCGUGAAAGUGUUCCGGACGCUGCGGAAUCAUUGGAAGAAGUCCACGUUUGCUGUGUGCGUCCUGUCUUACGGAGGAUACUGGCUGUAUGGGAAACGCUGUGACAGUGUUCUGAGGAGAGAGGCCUGUCUGCUGGCCAGGGAAUAUGGGCGUCAACAGAUAGCGCCACAGGAGCGGCUGAGGAAAGCAACCGUGAUCUUGAACCCAGCAGCUUGCAGCGGGAAAGCCAACACCCUGUUUGAAAAGAACGCUGCUCCUAUUUUACACCUGGCUGGUGUGGAGAUAACAAUAGUCAAGACGGAUUAUGAAGGCCAGGCGAAAAAACUCAUCGAACUCAUGGAGCAAACAGACAUGCUGAUCGUGGCUGGAGGGGACGGCACGCUGCAGGAAGUCGUCACAGGUUUACUACGACGGCCAGAUCAGGACACCUUCAGCAGCACACCGAUUGGAUUCAUUCCACUCGGCUCUCACAAUUCUUUAAGCCCGAGUCUCCAUCUCUGCAGCGACAACAAGGUCAAGGACAUCACAGCAGCAACACUGUCUAUUCUGAAAGGAGAAACCGUGCCUCUGGAUGUGCUGCAAAUCAAAGGAGAGAAGGAGCAGCCGGUGUUCGCUCUGAUGGGGCUGCGUUGGGGCGCCUUCAGAGACGUGGCUGCAACAAUCAGCAAAUAUUGGUACCUCGGACCAUUAAAGACGAAUGCGGCGCAUUGGUUCAGCACAUUAAGGGAGUGGCCCCUGGUCCGAGACGUCUCGGUGUCCUACUUGGCUCCCAGCCUCCGGCCCCCUGACCUGCCCCCUCAGAAGCCCCCCAGGCCCAACCUGAUGUACCGCAUCAUCCGCAGACUCAAGAACUACUGGUACCCGCCAGUGGAAGAGCCUCCAAAAGAGGCGGAGCCAGAGAAGUGGGAGGAGCAGCAGCUGUCAACGUUGGAGCUCUUUAUCCAGACACACAACAAGAACCCAGUGGAGCGGCGCCUUAACGACUCCCUGGUGAUCUGCGCAGAGCCCAACGACUUCACCGUGGGCGAGUUCAUUACUGUUGGAAAUAAAAAAGAGGAAGACUCGACGAUAUUCACUAAAAACGCCACCAAACUGGAGGCCAGUGCUUGCCAGCUGCAGCUGCCAGAGGGGGCCGGCGGCUUCUACAACAUCGACAACGAGGAGUACGAAGCCAUGCCUGUGGAGGUAAGGCUGUUGCCAAGGAAACUACGAUUCUUCAUCAGUGCAGAGCGCCGAGACCAGCUCCUCUCUCAGACGCAGUGAUGAGAAACAUAAAACCAGAGAGACGACGGGAGCAGCAGGAGCAAAAACUAAUUCUGAGAGACGUAACGAAAGCGAGAGGACCAGAUGCCGUCGCAACCGGAGUUCAUUUAGAGAAAUGGGUUUUUGCUUCAGCAGCAGUUUUCUGAAUGUUGGUGCUGAGCCUGUUUUACUACAUGUAAACCUGAAACAUUCAGCUCUUUUAACCAGAAGAUGACAUACUGUUGUAUAUGAAAGGACCAAGGCUUGUCUUCCAAGCCAGUAACCACAUACAGACCGUCUUACUGAGACAUGUCAUGUUUACUGAAUGGUUUACCGUCAUAUUUAUGAUCAAUAAAAAACAAUCUGUCCAGUUGA